AUGGAAAAGGAAGCACGAGGUUCAGGAGUGGGAGAAAUGAUAGGCACAAUAAAAGAAUUUGGAAAAAGAUUUGGGGGAGAAACCAAGAAAACUGUUAAACAAGGAUUAAAUAAAUUAGUAGAUAGUAUUGACACGGGAGAAGUCAAAGUCAAACAUAAGGAACCCACACCUCCUAUAGAACCUCAUCAAAUAGAAUAUCCCAUCGAUGGUAUUAUAAUUAGGACAUUAGAUGAUAUAAAUCAUUAUUUUUCAAACCCUGACCCAGAUUUACCAAAGAGCAUUUCACCAAUUGUUGAUUAUGAUGGGUUAUUGUUUAAUGAACAUAGAAUAAGAUUUGAAAAAAUUUAUCCUGUAUUCAAAAUCGAUAGAAUAGAUUUUAUAUUUACAACAACAGAAGGAUUAAUAGAUUUAAUGAAUGGUAAGGAUUUUAAGAUUGCCGAUUACAAGGAUUUAGUAGCAUACUCAAAAUUUCUAAGAGCAAUUAAAAGGACAGGACCCGACACAAAAAGAUUACAAGACGUUGAUAAACGUAUAACAGAACUUAUUGCUCGUGAAUAUGAACUUGAUGAAGCAGAUGAUUAUACAGAAGAUUAUCCACCAAUCAUACAAGAAAUAAACGAAUUCGAAGAUAUGAUAUCUGGACAAGGCAUGACGUUUUUAUCCGACAACAACGAAGAAUUGCUUAAUAGAUUACUAGUAAUAUUAGCGGCAAUGAAGGAAGGACAUCGAUCGCACAGACAAUAUAAUGAAGUAAAUUGUAUACUAAAAAGACUCCUAGAAAAAGGUAUCAUAGAUGAAAAUGAUUAUAAAAACGUGAUUAAAAAUGUCAAAUAA
Messenger RNA from Lottia gigantea (owl limpet), 834 nucleotides. RefSeq lists its product as hypothetical. The coding region runs from base 1 to 834 and encodes 277 amino acids. NCBI's taxonomy places the organism in Eukaryota, Metazoa, Mollusca, Gastropoda, Lottiidae. The transcript has 2 exons. The record is from RefSeq and is a predicted model, not a curated record.